AUGCCAGAAAGAGUUAACACCAAUAAAGAUGUAUCAAGAGCUAUUUUUGGAAAUUUUAAAUCAUUAAAGUUAAAAUUUAAAGUUAAACCUGAAUUUAACAGAAGGAUAUUCUAUAAAAGAAAUAAUAUAAGCUUGAAUUGUACAGAUGAUUAUUUUGAUGGAAUUAAAACAGAUGAUCUUGUAAAAGUUAUAAAAUCUUCUAAUGAUAAGAAUAAUUUGUUGAGGUAUUCAAAUGAUCAUUUAUUAAUUAAUAAAGAGGAAUAUAAUUUUUUAAGAAACUUUUAUUUAAAGUAUAAAAAGUCUGUUCUAAGUAAAGAAGUUAAUGUUCAAAUAAAAAAAUUAGAAAAUUCUAAUUUUUUAAAAAACUAUGAAAUUUUAAAAUUAGAUGAAUUUUUAUCAUCCGAAAGAAAUGAAAUUGUUAAAAUAAAUUCAAAUUUUAUAAAAAAUAAUGUAACAGAAGGGGUUACAAAUUCAAUUAACGAUAUGAAUGACAAUUAUGAAGAUAAGUUACUAGACAAGGAAUCUGAAUUGAUGAAAGAAGAAUUAGAAUUACUUGAAAAAGAAAAGAGGUUGUGUAAAGAGAAAGAGUUAUUAAUUGAAAAGAAAGAAAUGAUUAUUAAAGAAGCUUAUAAAAUACAUAAAGAGAAACUUAAGUUGUAUGAAGAAAGAAAGAAACUUUUUGCUAAAUUAGAUGAAAAGAUUCAGUCAAUCGGAAAUAAAAAACAGCCAGAAGUUAAAGCAUUUGAAUCAAAUGAAAUAGAAAAUAGUUUAAUUUUAAAAAAUGAUCAUGAAAAUAAUUCUAAGAGAAUUAAAAAAGAAGUAUCAUUAAAAUCAAACAGUUCCAUUGAAGUUAAAAACUUUAAAAAUCUAGACUUAAAUAACGAUCAAAUUAAAAAUAACUUUGAUUUAAUUGAAACUACAAAAGCAAAUAAAAAUCUAGUUACAGAUUAUAAAGAAGAUUUUAAUAAUUUAAAAACUACUCAAUUGGUUGAUAAUGUUUUGAUUGCUAAAAAUUUUAAUGAAGACAAUAUUUUGUUAAAGAAAAAUGAAGAAGAUAAGUUAAAUUUAAACGAAGGAGAAUAUGAUUUUAAUGUUUUUUACUCAUUAAACUUAAAGAAUAAUAUUUCAUUUGAUAUGCAAUAUCCUAAUGUAUUGGAAAUAAAAGAUAGUAAAAUACACGGGAAGGGGAUAUUUACAACUAUAGAUAUCCCUGAAAGUGUAUUUAUUAUUACGUAUGAAGGUAUUAUAAUAGGAAAGUGUAUGAGUGAUAAACUUGAAAAGGGUUAUCUUAAGAAUAACCAGAAUUCUAUUUAUAUGUUUAGAUACGAGGAUGAUAUGAUAUUUGAUGCUACUAUUUAUGGAAACAAAGCAAGGUAUAUUAAUCAUAGUUGUGAUCCAAAUUGUACAACUUUUAAUAGUAAAAAAUUAAAACGAAUUUGUUAUCAGUCAAUAAAAAACAUAAAAGCGGGAACUGAAUUAACAAUUAAUUAUAAUUUUAAAUUUGAGAAUAAAGAGGUGUGUAGAUGUGGCUCUAAUAAUUGUAGAUCUAAAUAA
Hepatospora eriocheir is the source of this 1554-nucleotide messenger RNA. The record is from the annotation of a GenBank genome assembly. Lineage: Eukaryota; Fungi; Microsporidia; Hepatosporidae.